UCUAGAAAUCAAAAUAAAUAUUGACUUCAAACUUUUGAAAGUGUUUGCUCCUUUGCCAACGUUACUACCCACGCCACCAAAGAAAUCACUACCAAUUUUAUUAAAAACUUUGCCCUCGAAAAUAGCUUUGGGACAUUAAUCGUGGCAAUUGCAAAUAUAAUUGCCCUUAUUAUAUUAAAGUAAGAACCGCCACAAAUGGGGGGGGGGGACUUCUCAUGCUCAACCUAUUGAGAAUGAACCUUUACGAGCUCAGUACAGAAAAUAUUCUUUUGAGCAGUAAUGAAAACAAAAAAAGCUCGCGUCCGACUAUGUAGCAGUGUACUGAGCAGGAAAUUAAAGCUGAAUUCUCAAGACUACUCCCGGGUCGAGAAAAAAGAAUACACCAGUUUUUUCUUUGAUGAAGCAAUCAACCACCAAGUUCUCAUGGUGAUCACACUGGAAAGCAAUGGAUCAAGCUUACUUCGGACAGUUUUGACUAUUAACAUCCUUGUAGCUCCUUUGUGUAGUUUACCAUUCUCAUAUACUACUUCACCACCAAUUACCCGUCACCUCUGUUUUUUUUCUUUGCCCACAAUAUCCCACAAACUCGCAAGAAAAAAGUGUAGGGAGCUUUCCAGUGUCAUUCCACCAGAAAGGAUCGCCAAACGACAGUUUGGAAUUAUAGCCAAUUGCUGUAGGCUGUCUGUAGACGAUGAAGAUAAUGAUGAAAUUUUAUUGAAGAUUAUGAAAGAAUUGAAUGAUGAUCUUCCCUUGACGAGAUGUAAUCGUACCAAGGAGACCAAGAGAGACAAGGUCAUAAAGUAUGGGCGAGAUCAAAAAUACAGCAAAUUCAAGAAAAGAAAAGCGGAAGGUGGAUACGAGAUCAAGUAUAACAUGAGAAGCAUAACACGAGAGGGCAGAUGAAUACGACGCAUAAAGACUACUUUGUAGAUAAGGGUGUAAUAUACAAGAAAAUAGAGGUAUGUUUCGGCUUGAUGAUAUGAGGA
Mucor mucedo is the source of this 986-nucleotide messenger RNA. RefSeq lists its product as uncharacterized. The record is from RefSeq and is a predicted model, not a curated record. The coding region runs from base 280 to 903 and encodes 207 amino acids. The transcript is spliced from 6 exons. NCBI's taxonomy places the organism in Eukaryota, Fungi, Mucoromycota, Mucoromycetes, Mucorales, Mucoraceae.